Molecule: messenger RNA, 4188 nt
Organism: Papilio polytes (common Mormon)
Lineage: Eukaryota; Metazoa; Arthropoda; Insecta; Lepidoptera; Papilionidae
Gene: SIDL
Product: trafficking protein particle complex subunit 10
Exons: 15
Coding region: 225-3803 (1192 amino acids)
Biological process (GO): intra-Golgi vesicle-mediated transport; early endosome to Golgi transport
Cellular component (GO): TRAPPII protein complex
Source: RefSeq, a predicted model, not a curated record
CGAAUUUUGACAAAUUUUCGUUUUUAAUAUUUGAUGGCAAUUUAAAACGGGUCAAAAUAAUUAGUUUGUUACUGCGUUUGUUUAAUUUGUAAAUUUGAGACGGGAAGCAGUAAAGUUCAACGUGAGCCAUAAUCGAUAGUUAAGAAAGUGGGUAGAUUCCGAUAGUUAAGUAGCCUGUUCUGUGUUAUGCCCAGAAAGUCGACGAAUCUUGUUGAUAAUGAAAAAUGAAGGGUGUCGAUAGCGUUCCAGCUGAUCGUGAAGGGAUGACACACAAACCAAUCAUAACAUGUGCUGGAGACUGGAACUUAUUUUGCACCUUAGAAGCACCAUUAGUGGCUGCAAUUCCUCAAGACUCCUGUGAAUGGAGAAGGUCUUAUGGCCGUGUCACAAAGCCAGUAUACUUGGAAGCGUCAUUCACUAAGUAUGACAGAGAAAAAGUGCAAUCUGAGUUAAAUCUCUUAAAACGACCAAUAUUUCAUAUAUUCUGGACAGACUGUGUGGACAUAGAUUACUAUAAGACAACAUUAAGAGAUGAAGUGGAAACAUGGCUUAAGCAUAUGGAAAAGAAUGGUGUCACAGAUUGGAUGAUAGUUUUAGUUGAGACUUAUGACAUAAGGAAAGCCAACAAGUUACUACCAAGGACUACUGUUCUGGAUAAAAUUAAGGCAGACUUUGCGAUAAAACAUCAAGAGGAUAGAUUUCUAUCUGUAAUAAAUCCCAUCAAAUCGGAAGCUCGGAGUGCUGACUCAUGGAGAUCUUUGGUAGCGAAAAUACGACAUUUUGUACUAGUUGCGUACAACAAAGCAUUGAUUAAGUUUGAAGAGCAUAUGAGAGAGCAAAGAGAGAAACGGAAUGAUCCAGAAUGGGAUUUCUGUUCAUAUUUUAUUUUACAGGAACAACUAGCAUUUGUAUUAGAAAUGCUAGGUUUAUACGAAGAAGCUCUAGUCCAAUAUGAUGAGUUAGAUGCACUUUUUUCGCAAUUUGUACUCAAUUCAAAUGUAGCAGAGAGUCCAAAGUGGCUUGAUACAUUCAGACAACCGAUAACAUCAUGGCAGGCUGUUAGACUGACUGCUUUGAUACCACAGCAUUUACGAGAACUGAUUAUUAAGAAGAAAGCUUCCUUGUUGGAUUUCAGAAGUUACCUGUACCAACGACAAAGUGCCAUGUUAUUGUUAAUGUAUAAACCAUGGGAGAUAGCAUCGCGUUGUCUAAGCACAGUGCACAAUACGUUAGUAGAGCUAUCUCUAUUGGGUGCGAAUGCGGUGGAAGGUGCCGCGGCUUGCUGGGCGCAGCUCGCGUGCGCGGAGACGUGGCGCGCGUGCGACCGCCUCGCCGCGCCCCCCGCCGCUAGCCCCGCCCCCGCCUCCGCCUACAACGCGCACGGCAACGCCCUCGAAUUGUGCACGGCUACGCAGGCACCGCUCUUACACAAUGCCAAGGAUAAGUUACACGAAUUAGGUAAACUAUGUGGUUUACUACCCGGUUCCCCGGAGCCCACAUCAGAGCAGCUGCACUUGGUGGUGAUGCUGUCUGCUGGUAUGGGGGACAGCGAGGCUAACAACUCGCAGCCCACGCCCACUGACCGGCUGAAGGAGGCGCUCUGCAGCAAGACCAGCUUCCAGCAGUAUUACCUCGAGCUGGCUGAAUUAGCUAUGGGCACUUACAAGCAUAUUGGCAGAUUGAGAUUCGCGCGUCAGAUCGGUCGUGACCUGGCGUCGUUUUACUCUGAGCUGGGGGAGACGGGCAAGGCGGUGCUGUUCCUCACGGACGCGCUGCGCUCCUACGAGGAGGAGGGCUGGCUGGACCUUGCCGCGCAGACGAGGCUGGAGCUGGUCGCUGCUGCUAAGAAAAUGAAUGAUAUAGAUAGAUAUACAAAGCUAUCUGCGAGAAUCGCGAGCACCGUCGAGUUGGAGAUACUAGUCAGAAAUUUCUAUUUCGAAGAGAUGAUGAAAUCAAUCAGAGAUGGUCUCUCAGAGAAACCCGAGCCCGUUCUCACUGAACUUAACGAUUGCUUCAAAGUCGUAUCAGCGACGUUACUGCCGUCCGAACGUGGGGUUUAUAUCACUGAUAAUAAGGUCCAAUGUCGAUUGACCAUCGAAAGUUAUCUACCGAAAACAGUUGUCUGUACUCGAGCCGCUAUCAGUACUGAAAUAUCCAAACAAGAGAAACAAACGGACAGACGGACACCGGUUAAAAGCUAUAAGACUGAUUUAAAUGUAAAUGGUAGUGUAGGUACUCAAAAUUCCCCGAAGAAGUCGACAGGGGACGCUUCCGUAGAAAAUGACAAUAGUAAUCUAUUAACAAGUAUAAGACUGGACGAUUUAAAACCUAAGAAUCCUUUACUCAGCCCUCUAAACUUCACAUCAAAAUUGCAUUACAAAGAAGAUAAAAGUCUACAAAAAACUACAGUCGAAUGUCAAAACCCUAAAUUGACAUUAAAACGUUCGGAAAGCACUAAAUAUAGAAAACCUUCAGUUACAGUCAGAAAUAACUAUGAGAGUUCAUUCAGUGCUUGUAAUGUACAAUUAACACCGGGCACUAAUGAGAUAUACUUAGAAUAUGAAGCAAAGAAAUGCGGUGUUUUCAAACUUGGACAGAUUUCCUUAUUAGUGGAAGAGAAAUUAGAAUUCCUAUCAAAUGCUUUGAUAACAACUAAAAUGGGGUACGAAGUGGUCACUCAAGGGAUCAGUGUUGUUUUGAAUAAAGUGGAACCAAAGAAGGAUUUAGUGGCUGGGUUGGAACAUGAUAUGGAAUUAGUGGUUACUAGUGGAAGUUCGCCUAUACUAGAGGACGCAACAAUCCACAUGAAGACAUCCACCGGUCUCCUGAUGAGGUUCGGUGCGCAGCUGUCCCCCAUGUGCCGCGAGCUGGACGUGCAGGUGCCGGCGUGCGAGGCCUUCACCACCUCGCGCGUGCCGCUCAGGCUGUUCGCCAGCCUCCAGCCCAGGAGGGAGAAGACCGUCGAGCAUACUGUGUGGUUAAGCUGUCCGUGGUGGGAAGCGGUGAUGGAAGUGCCUUUACACUUCUCCCCUCCAAUGAUAGCCUCGUGGAGACUCCUCACUUCCAACACGAGGAAGUUCAUCCACGUCACCGUCAAGUCCACCGUCGCACAUCUCAUACAGUUCGAGCUGAUUGACCCCAAGUUAGAGUGCGAUAGCAAUACUACGCUGUCUGACUUAAACCCAAAAGAUGCUGGGAAUAUGUUAGUAGCAUCGGAUGGUACGACCGCGUCAUUUAUGUGGGAAUUACUGAAAGAUCCGCUUGUGAAAGCUGGUCCUAUGAAGGCCACGUUCAGGGUGCAGUACCGGCCCAGCGAGGGGGAGGACACCCUCAAGACAUUUGUAUGCCCCUUCGAUAUACAGGAAUAUACAACCCUCUUCGUUGUUAGAACUAAGUUAGAACCCGGCAAGGGUUCAGAGUUCUGUCGCGCCUCUCAAGUAUACUGCUUGCAGCUUACUGUGCAAAGAGUCAACGAAACUGAACACACCUCACUAAUGUACGAAGUGUUAGCUGAUCAAACUAUGUGGGCUGUACUGGGUCGAACUGCAGGCGUGAUAUCAAUGGAGGCUGGAGGGCCGCAGCAGGUGUCGCUGGACGUGAUGCCGCUGGUGGCCGGCUACCUGCCGCUGCCCACUGUGCGCCUCUCCAAAUACAUCGCCGCUAAUACCAAAGAUCCAAAGAAAGACAUCUCAUCUCACCCCCGACUGGAGCCGUUCAGUCCGGGGCAGGUGUACCACGCGGGCAAGGCGGCGCAGGUCCACGUGCUGCCGCCCGCGCCGCAGGGACACGACACCGCCUCCUGAGGACACCUCGCCAAGUGAACAAGUACAACUUCGCCCAAGUGGGGAAGUACAGCUUCGCUCGAGUAAAGUAGUACAACUUCGCUCAAGUGGGGAAGUACAACUUCGCUCAAGUGGAGAAGUACAGCUUCGCUCGAGUAAAGUAGUACAACUUCGCUCAAGUGAGGAAGUACAACUUCGCUCAAGCGGGGAAGUACAGCUUCGCUCGAGUAAAGUAGUACAACUUCGCUCAAGUGAGGAAGUACAACUUCGCUCAAGUGGGGAAGUACAACUUCGCUCAAGUUGGGAAGUACAGCUUCUCUCAAGUGGGGAAGUACAGCUUCGCUUAAGAGAGGAAGUACACCUUCGCUUAUGUGAGGAAGUACAGCUUCUCUCAAAGAUAAAUGAU